Marasmius oreades (fairy-ring Marasmius) is the source of this 1214-nucleotide messenger RNA. RefSeq lists its product as uncharacterized. Bases 348 to 1214 code for a protein of 288 amino acids. Lineage: Eukaryota; Fungi; Basidiomycota; Agaricomycetes; Agaricales; Marasmiaceae. The record is from RefSeq and is a predicted model, not a curated record. Gene Ontology annotation, molecular function: protein binding. The transcript is spliced from 7 exons.
CAUGUCUGUUGAUACAAAUACAGCGCCUUCACCUAUUCACCUUCUACGGACUCAUUCGUCAUCUAUAUCUGCUCUAUACAUAUCGGACGACAACGAAAGAAUAUAUUCUGGCGACGCAUCUGGCGAAGUUAUCUGCACCUCGACGCGUUCUUUGCGUCCCGUAUCGUCCUGGAAGGCCCAUACAGACAGCUUGCUGGGGAUAGAAGAGUUUGGUAGUCAGAUUAUUACGUUGACACGGAAGGGAUAACAAGCUUCACGUUUGGAACCGUACCGAAGAUGUCUCUACAUCGGUUAAUUUGGGUGGUCCUGAUCUUCUAGACCAACCGGAACCUUCUUUGGGGUACUCGAUGGAUGUUAAUGCCUUGAAUUAUUGCCGAUUUUCUUUGAUGCCGACAUCCGGUUGUGAGGUCUCUUCCUCUUCAAUUCGCGCCUCUUCGCAGGCUUUGAUUGCACUGCCCAACCUUGUCGAGUCUUCUCAAGCCGACGUAUGGUCUCUUCCAUCACAAGAUCGCCUACACGCCGCUAUUGGGAACCAGAAGAAGAGAUCUAUAUUCUCGGACGGACGUGGAGGGGAGUCUGCUACCGGUAUCAUAAUGUCUCUUCAUCUUUUCCAGUCUCCGAACAAUAAGAAUGACUACAACUCGACGCAAAACUCGAGCCAAUUACGCCUCCUGUUGGCCUAUGAGAGUGGAACGGUCGCUUUACGACAGUAUACCGGCUCAGAAUGGGACCUAUCGGUUGAAGGAAAAGGAUGGGACGUGCUUUGGGAGGUAAAGUUACACAAGGAGGCCAUCAUGGCUAUGCGCGUCUCUCGCGAUAACUCCUUUGCUCUGACGGUGUCUGCAGAUCAUAUAGUGGGACGUUACGACCUUGUGGCAGCCUCCAGUGAUGUAUCAAGAUUCACUGAACAUCCGACAAAACAUCCAGGAAACGGGUCUAUUGCACUGAGAGAUGACGGAAGAGUGUGUGGUAUCGGUGGUUGGGAUGGGAGGAUAAGAUUGUUUUCCACAAGAAAACUGAAACCACUAGGGACGCUAAAAUAUCACAAGCAGAACUGUAAUGCGCUCGAAUUUGCGCGGUCUUUCCCUUCGGGCGGUGUGGGUAAGGAGGAUGACAUGUCUGAGGAUGAACUUGCCCGUCGGGGUCGAUGGUUAUUGGGAGGAUCAGCCGAUAACCGCGUAUCAAUUUGGGAGCUUAUAACUUUUGAAAAGUAA